Tetrahymena thermophila SB210 is the source of this 2070-nucleotide messenger RNA. RefSeq lists its product as hypothetical. Gene Ontology annotation, molecular function: nuclear import signal receptor activity. Gene Ontology annotation, cellular component: nucleus. The transcript has a single exon. Lineage: Eukaryota; Ciliophora; Oligohymenophorea; Hymenostomatida; Tetrahymenidae. The record is from RefSeq and is a predicted model, not a curated record. Gene Ontology annotation, biological process: NLS-bearing protein import into nucleus.
AUGGACACAAAUAGUUAGGGAUUCAAAUUUAACACUAUGAACAGCAGCUAAGGCAACCAAUAAAACAAUGAUUAUGAUGAAGAUAUUAUUGUGGAAGAAGAUACAAAACAUUAGUUGUACUAAUUUCGUGAAGAGCAUAGUGUAGAAAUCCGUCAAAGCAAACGUAAGCAAAUAUUGAAAAAAAAUCGUGUACUACCUGUAGAGCAUUAGCACAGUUUUAAUAAUCAAACUUUAGGAGAUUUCCCUGAUAUUAAUGCUAUUCAGGGAUAAACAAUUGAAGAAUUUUAAGCUUUUGUUAAAUAAUACUUACCUGUUAGCUUAGAGGCUGCUUCAGAAUCAUAGAGAUGCGAUAAUGUUAAAGUUUUAGUUUCUGCAAUAACAAGCAAUUGUUCUCCACAGUUCUUUAUAUUUGCAACAAGCGAGCUUUACAACUACUUUUAGGAUGAAAUUCCAAUUUUCAAUAUAUUUAUUGCUGAUAUUUAUCGCUUUAUCGAUAUAAUCAUUGCAUCUGAUUUUACUAAGAAGGCUAAGAUUAUCUUGAAUGAUUGGAGAACUGCUUUAGGUUUAGUUCCUGUAUAGAAUAAUUCUUAUUUUGUUCCUAUUUUAAGGAUAGACUAAAAUCUCGCUAGAAGAUAUUUAAUUGGUUGUUUAAAUAUUCUUUGUGGUAUUUCAAGAGGUGGUGACAAUCACUGCUCUAUAUUUGAAACUAAUGACCUUUUACAAACACUUUUUGAUAUAUUUGAUGCCACAAAAACAGAAAGAGACAUUACUGAAAUUAUGUUGUAUACAAUUGGUAACAUUGCAGCAACUAGAAAUUAAUGGCGUAUUUUUUUUAUGCAGCGCGACUUUCACAAUACUAUACUUAAUUAUUUGAAGUAUGCCCCUAAAAAUCAAGAAAAUAUCCUUUUACACCGUCGUAUUUGCUGGUGCCUGAGUAACUUUACUCGUGAUUAUGUUUCAGUACAGUAAAAUAAUGGGCAAUCUUAAAUUUUAGCUAACGGUUAAGUUGUUACAGAAAUAGUUGACAAUUCUUAAUUCGAUUUUUCACAUAUUAAGAAUUUGACUGACACAUUUAUUGAAUAUUAAGAUCCAGAAAUCAGGACAGACAUCUCUUGGACUUUUUAGCAGCUAGUGAUUAUUUUCUUCCCUAAGUUAAAUGGUAACAUAAUCAUGCCAGGAACUGCUGAUGACUAUAAAGCAAAUAACAAUAUUAGCCAGUAGCAAAAACAGUAUUACAAAUCAUAAGUAACAGAAAAAAUUGGAUUUUUAAUCUAGAAUGGAAUUUGCGAAUUUAUUAAUGAAGCCUUUAAAUCUUCUGAUAUGACGAUAUUAGUACCUAUACUAAGAAUUAUUAACAGAAUCAUGGCAGGAUCUGCUCCAGUCUUAGAACUUUUCUUUAAUAAAUGUAAUGACACUAUAGUUCAGUGUACUACUAAGCAUCUUUAAAAUUAGGUCUAACUAAUUAGGAAAGAAGUAGUUAAAACAUUGCAUUAUAUGUUUGCAUGUGAAUAUGAUGGUCAUAAGGAGAUAUGGUUUAACAGAUUUAUGCAAAUAGUUAUGGUCAGAUUCAACACAGAAGUGCUAAGCGUCAAAGAGGAGGUAUAUAAGUUGCUAAAUACCAUUAUUGAUAAAGUUAACCCAAACCACUUCGAAUUUUUAACUUUGAAUGGAGCAAACAGGUUCUGCAUUUUCAGAGUAAUGAGAAAUUCUUUGAGUUCAUAUGAAACAAAACCUGAAGUUGUCAUAACUAUUUUAAGCAUUUUGCUUAAAGUGUUAAGCUAUUAUAAGCUAGGAAACUCAAAUUUAGAAAAUCAAAAAAUAAAAAGAAUAAUAUAAAUUAUAGAUUAAAACAAUCUUCCUCAAUUUGUUGAAUAACUAUAGGAGCAUCAACAAAAAGGAAUCUAUGAUUUUGCAAUAUAAUUUAUAGAAUUAUAUAACAAGAUUUAAGAAAACAUUAUUGACGAAGAACAUAAAGAAAUCAGCUCAUAGCCCAUAAGGCAAGAUUAUAUUAGACAAAAUAAAUUUGAUAAUUAAAAUUUUGAGAAAUUACAUGAAGAAUAAAAGAUUUGA